Molecule: messenger RNA, 798 nt
Organism: Opisthocomus hoazin
Lineage: Eukaryota; Metazoa; Chordata; Aves; Opisthocomiformes; Opisthocomidae
Source: RefSeq, a predicted model, not a curated record
AUGGGCAGCCAGGGGAGAGCAUCGACCUCCGGCUGGGCCAGAGCAGAGAGGGGCUCCGGGCUGGGUCAGCUGCCCCAUUUCCAGUGCAAUGAGAUAAUGAAGAGGCGCAAACGCCAGAAGGAAAGGCUGGGCCCGGGAACGUACGACAUCAGGGACUUUCUGCAGGAGCCCGGGCCCUCCAGCCUCCGGGGGAUCUGCGAUGCUGGGAAGCACCGGUUCAGGGAUGCCCGCGGGAAGAGCAGAGGUCCCAAGCCAAGCACUAGCACUGUCAAGGGUUUCCUGGACAAGCUGAUGCUGAAGGAGAACAAGAAGAAAGGCUGCUUCAGCACCCUGCCGAGGAACCCGAGCUGCCCCACGGAGAGGAUCUUCUGGGUCACGCUCAGCCAGUGCCCGAGGGAGGCGUAUGCAGUGGGGCCAGGCUCCUACAACCCAAAGCCUGUUGAGAGAUCACUGUACUCCAGCCAACCCCCAUUCUGGUCAUCUGCCAAGCGGUUCGACAGAAAGUUCUACCGCCUCUUGACUGGGAAUGAGGUGAAUCAAGCACAUGAGACCUUCUCCUUCCAGAACCCUGUAGGUGUCGGUUGCUACAACAUCACUGAGCAGGAAAAAUACCCUCAGAAGAUGAGAUACCAGUCCCUGUACCGGUGUGACGCGCAGGGGUACCUGAGCAACUUGAAGCGGGAUGCCCACUUGCUCGAGCGGCUCAAGCCUGUUGGUAAAAACAAUUGGUGUGAUUUGGUUUCUGCUCCCCACUGUCCAGAGAGCUCUGAAGGAAUCACUGCUGUUUUCCAAGCGUAA